AUGGAGGGAAUUCCUCGAGUGUUAAUGUUGGUGCCGGAUAUAAAACUUCCAGAAGGUCCCAACUUUAUUGAUCAAGCUCAUCGGAUAAAGAAUGUAAGUCGAUGUUAUCAAAAAUAUAUAUUGAAAUGUUUAGUAUAUUGCACAGCAUUACCAAAACAACCCAGAGAACUUCAACGAAGCUGUAAACGAGUUGGAUGCGCUUAGGAACGUGAGUUUUAAAGAUGUUUGUUACCUGAAUUUAGUGUGUUUUACUAGGAUAUGACGAGCAAAGGACGAUCUUGGUGUUGAAGCGGUAUUUUGCACAGCUGAUGAUGAUGAAGAACAGAUUUCCAAUGGAGUUGGAUGGAGAAGCUUCUAUUGAGUUUUCAUGGUAUGUUGUCUAUGGUUGUGUCUAUCAUAGUAACUGUUUUACAGCUAGGUAAAUGUUGCUCAUAUUACAUCUUGGCAAAUUUCAGGCAAGACAAAUGUUCCAAUAACUUGCCAGUGGUUUUGUCAGACAUUUCUUUCGAGAUCUGUUGUGUUAUGUUCAAUAUUGGCACUCUUCAUGCUCAAAUAGCUGGUAGCCAGUUGAGGACGGAAGUCGAUGUAUGUGUUUAUUUGGCGCUAGAACAAAUGCGGUUUUUGGACAUUUGCGGAUCUGCGGUUUUUAGACACUUGCGGAUUUUGGACAUUUGCGGAUUUUUUAAAGGUUUUUUUUUAUUUUUUAGUUAAUUUAUUUGUAUUAUGGUACUAAAUUGUACUAAAGUUUGAAUUGGUACGGUUUCAACAUAACAGUACCAUUUUGGGCUUUUAGUACUAUUUAGUACCAAAAAUAUAAAAACAGUACCGAUUAAAAAUUUAGUACUAUUUAACAUUAGGAAAUAUUAAGACAGUGCCAAUUUAAACUUUAGUACCAUUUACUACCAUACUACAACUGAAUUAACUAAAAAAUAAAAAAAACCCCUUUAAAAAAUCCGAAAAUGUCCAAAAUCCGCAAGUGUCCAAAAACAGAAGAUCCGCAAGUGUCUAAAAACCGCAGAUCCGCAAAUGUCCAAAAACCGCAUUUGUCCUAGCGCCGUUUAUUUUUGUACUGAUACUUUACAGUUUUUACAAUGGUAUAUUUUUAUGAUUUUCAGACGAUAAAAGUUGCAUUUGACCACUUCCGCGCAGCUUCUUGGCCGUUUAUUUACCUUCGAGAUGAGCUAAAGGCGUCGAGGUUGGGCAUCGUCGACUUCAGUUCAGAUGCCUUAACAUUCUAUGCUAAUGUUAUGUUGGUAAGUUUAUUCAAAUGUUUUUUUUUAGUUUUAGGUCACUAAAAUACUCGUAUUCUGUGUUAUUGUAAAGUAUCAAACUGAAUUAAGUUUAUCUUUAGGCUCAAGCUCACGAAUGUUUGCUGGAAAAGUCGCUGAUCGGUCAUAGUAUGGCACUAGUAUCGGCCAAAUUAGCAUUGAGAAUAUCAGAUAUCUACAGUAGCUGUGCUCAUGUCAUCCAAGGUGAUGCUAGUGCAGACAAGGACCUUGCUCUGAUCAAAAUAUCUUCAUCAAGGUCUAAGCAAUGGUUGAGUUUGUGUAAUGUCAAGACCAAUUUGUAUGCUGCUAUCUGUGCUUUUUUCCGCGGUAACCAUUUUGACGAGGAAAAGCAGUACGGUAAAGGGUAAGUAUGUUUUGUUACAUUAAGGUUAGUUUAGUGCGAUAUAGCAUAGUUUGAUCAUCUUUUAAUAUUCUGAUUAUUUUAGAGUGUCGUGCUAUGCUUAUGGACUUGAAAGGUCAAAACAAGCUUUGGCAUUUGCUGAAAAGGACAAAAGAGAUGGUCUGAUCCAAGCUGCUGUCUUUGUGUUGGAGAUUAUGACCCAAAAGUAGGUAUUAGGUUUCUUUUGUAAAGUGCCAGGCUUAUUUUUAUAAAAUAAUACGAUAAUUGACAUAAUUAAAAAAUAUUUUGUUGUUUUAGGGAAGCCAAUUCACGAAAGGAAAACGAUUUUAUUUACCAUGAACGGACCCCAGCCUAUGCUGAUGUUGGAGAAUUCAAAACAUCUCAUGAAUUGGUGUCCCCAACUUCGUACGAUCCCUUGGACAAAUCGCUGGCAGGAGAAGACUUGUUCAAGCAGUUACUGCCCACCACAGUAAUCACCAUCUUGUCGAUGUACGAAGAAAGAAAGGCACAGCUAAAGAGAGAUGUCCAAAAGAAGAUCGAAGGCAAGGAUUCUGAGUUGGAAGAGUUUCUGACAACGCUGAGAAUGGAUCGUCUGAAUCUGGAUCAGCCUUACGAAUCCUACAGACUUCCAGAUGCUUUGUUGACAUACUGCAACGAGAUGGCCAGCAACCCCUCAGCCAUUCCUGAUGUCAACUUGAAGUUCCACGAGGUGGCGACAAAGUCGGCUGAAGCCGAAUGUAAAUUGGCAGAGUUGACGAACAGGUUGAACACUAUUACAGCAAAGGAGCUGGUAAGAACUUUGUAAAAAUCUGAUUACGUAGUUUCAUACUUUAUUCACUUUCUUUUGUAAAGUAUUGUUCAUGUUAUGUCAAAUAUCAGUGUAUAUGAAACUAACCAACAUAUUAUUACAGACUGAUACCGAUGGCUACAAAGCGAUCGUGAAAAAAGUCAAGAAUUUGAGUGAACAUCAAUCUGUAGCCAAGAAGAACAACCAAGAGCUACAAACUGGCUUUGAUGCCACGACAGACAACCUCAAGUUGCUCACCAAGCCUAUUAAUGAACUCACGAACAUGUUGUGCGACGAGUUUUUUGAUCCAGGUAUGGUAGAUUUUACGGUUUAUAUUAAUAAAAAUAUGUUAUUUGGGGGUGUGCUUUAUCUUUCUAAUCAAUUGUAAUAUUAUCAAUACAGUGUUACCAUUAACCUUUUUAGUGGAUACCCCAGAAGGCAAAGAACUGAAGCGCAUGUUAGACAAGGUGGAUGAGAUGCAGAAGCAAAGACGAAAGCUGACAGAAGACCUUAAGGAUGCUUUGAACAGAGAUGACAUUACCCCUCAGGCUCUGAUCGACCCCUACGUUCAGCCAGAAGUGUUGAUCGAGAAGCAGAUCAAGAAGCACGACCAGAAGGUGGAGCUGAUCAACCAGAAUAUGACGGCACAACCUGUCAUCAUGAAGGCCGUUGUUCACGCCAAUGCCGCGUUUGAUGAGAUUGGACAGAAAAUUGCGAAAAGGGAAGAAAAGUAAGGCUUUUGGCUGUUUAUGUAAUGUUCUUUUAACGUUAAAUUACAAUUAUAUUAUUCAGGAAGUCCACAGAAUCCGUCAAACUUUUGGCCGCCUACGAGAGCUACAAGGAGAUCGUGAAACAAACAAACGCUGCCAUUGAGUUCUAUUCGCAGUUGUUUGUCAUCAUCCAGAAGCUGAGCGACUCCAUUAAGAAUAUUGAGGAUGCUAGUAAGUGUAUACACAAAGAUUCUAUUAUAUUGUUGUGUCAAUUGGUUUGUACGCAUUGUGUAGGAGGUAUGAGUACAACUCUGUAUAUUCAGAUACCAGAUUCCACAAAGAAGCGAUGGACCGAAAGAAAGCGGCCGAAGAACGGGAACGGCAGGCUGUCGCGGCAAAACAAGCAGCCGAUGCCAUGGCUGAGUUCGGCUUUGCAGCACCAGGUCCAGUCAAGCCUGUAGCUGGAGGUAAAAUUGAACCAGAAGGACCGAGAGGUAAGAUAAGGUUAAAGACAGAUCAAAAAAUACUUUACCAAGUGUUGGUAACUUAUAAUUUGUAAUUAUUGUCUCAGUAAUUGGGGAACUAAUGUUGUUCUGUAUAUAUGUAACUCCUCUUUCAGGUCGGAAAACGCUGGAAGACUACUUGAACCACUUUAGCGGUAUGGCAGGCCUUCCACCCAAGCAGCCUCAAGCACCGUACUCCCAGUUUCCAUCGUCCCCUUAUGCCGUUCCAUUCAGCGCAGCUCCAGCAGCACCACACAACCCAUCUGCAGUUGGUCCUUACAAUCCUCCUUCUGGUACUCCUAUGGCACCAUACCACGCAGCUCCAGUUGCAUCCUACAACGCCCUGGCGCCACAUGGUGCUCCUUCAAUAUCACCAUACGGUAACCUACCAGCUGCUCCGCUUAGCUCAUCAUCAGCUACUCCAUAUGGUACUUCAUCAGCUUCGGUUCCAUUCAACAGCCUUACUGGUGCACCGUACAAUCUGAUGCCAGCUUCACCAUACAGUAAACCGUCAUCAGUACCUCAAAACCCAUCUUCUGGAGCACCUUUGGGUGCACCAUAUAGUUCACAAUCGGCUUCUCCAUAUGGUGCCAAUCCAAGUGUACCAUACAAUCCAGCAGCUACUUACAGUAGACCUUCAGUAGCAGCUUAUAAUGGGACGUCAGUAAAUUCGUACGUUCCAUCCUCUGUUGGUACAAAUGGAGCACCGUUCAACACGUCAUCAGCUGCACCAUCAGGAGCUCCAUACAAUGUACUACCAUCAGCAACAUCUUAUAAUGGACCACCUGCUGGUACCAAUGGUGUUCCUUCUUCAACACCACGUAACGCUCCAUCUCCAUAUAAUGGACCAAUUGCACCAUCUCCAGCACUUUCUUUUAGUGCACCAUCAGCUCCACAUAAUCUUCCCAGUAGUAGCACGGCUACACAGUUUAUGCCUCAGGCUUCGAUGCCCUAUAAUCCACUACCGAACGCUCAGUUUCCUCGUCCUGGAGCAUCGCCUCUCAACGGAUCUUCUGCUUCACCGUGGCAUCAAGGCCUGUCUUCUUACUCCCAACCUUUCCAACCACAGAACCCCGGUAACCCCAAAAACAGUCUAAUCUAA
This is a messenger RNA of Bursaphelenchus okinawaensis, 4731 nucleotides long. NCBI's taxonomy places the organism in Eukaryota, Metazoa, Nematoda, Chromadorea, Rhabditida, Aphelenchoididae. The record is from the annotation of a GenBank genome assembly.